CAGUCGGGGCUGAGCUGAGCUGAGGAUGGAGCUGAGGGCAGAGCUGCUGAAGUCUAUAUGGUUCGCCUUCACUGCUUUGGAUGUGGAGAAAAGCGGUAAAGUCUCCAAAUCUCAACUGAAGGUGCUCUCUCACAACCUGUGUACAGUGCUGCACAUCCCUCAUGACCCCGUGGCCCUCGAGGAGCAUUUCAGAGAUGAUGAUGAUGGGCCGGUAUCCAGCCAGGGCUACAUGCCCUACCUCAACAAGUACAUCCUGGACAAGGUUGAAGAGGGGGCCUUCCUGAAGGAGAGCUUUGAUGAGCUGUGCUGGACUCUGACCGCCAAAAAGAACUACAAACAUGACAAGAACGGGAACUGCACCGUGACCGACCGCGAUGCCUUCCGCCUCUGGUGUCUCUUCAACUUCCUGUCCGAUGACAAGUAUCCCCUGGUGAUGGUUCCUGAUGAGGUGGAAUAUCUGCUGAAGAAAGUCUGUACAGAAAUGAACGUGGAGUGGAAUGGAGGAGAACUCGAUGACUACUUCUCACAGGUUCCCCAGCAUCAGAGCGGAAUCACAGUCUGGACCUUCCUGGAGUUGGUGAACUCAGGGAGAUUUACCCGGGGGAUUGAGAAAGAGACCAUCACCAUGGCGGUGGAGGAGGUCUAUCAAGAAAUCAUUGAGGACGUCCUCAAACAGGGAUACCUGUGGAAAAAGGGACAGUUGAGAAGGAACUGGACCGAGCGUUGGUUCAUCCUCAAACCCAAUCUCAUCUCCUACUACGCCAGCGAGGACCGGAAGGAGAAGAAAGGCAGCAUCUCACUGGACAGGAACUGCUGUGUUGAGGUUCUGUCAGACCGAGAUGGAAAGAGGUGCAUGUUCUGUGUGAAGACCAUUAACAGGACGUAUGAGAUGAGCGCGUCAGACACAAAGCAGCGGCAGGAGUGGACGACGGCUAUCCAGACAGCAAUCCGCUUGCAGGCGGAGGGUAAGCAAUCGCUGCACAAGGACCUGAAGCAGAAACGCCGGGAGCAGCGGGAGCUGAGGGACAAGAGGAAAGCCGCCAAGGAGGAGGAGCUCCAGAGGCUCAAACAGUUGCAGGAGGAGAAAGAGCGCAAACUGCAGGAGCUGGAGCUGCUGAAAGAGGCCCAGCGCCAGGCAGAAACCCUCCUGAAGGAAGAGGAGCAGAGGAGGAAACAGCAGCAUGAGGAGAUGCAGAGUGCACUGGAGAUCCAGCUCCAACUGGCUGAGCAGGCCCGGGCCAGUAUGCAGGCAGAAAUGGUUCUGAAGGAGGCCGAGGCCGACCGUCAGAAAAAGCGGAUCCGGGAGCUGGAGGACAUGCAGAAACUCCUGGAGGAGGCGCUGACAGUGGAGGUCACGGCUCGUCAGGAGGAAGAGGCCAAGCGAUACGCACAGACCAGGUUACUGGCUGAGGAGGAGGAGAGGCUCAAACAGCUGAUGUUGCUGAAGGAAGAACAGGAGGAUCUGAUCAUAAAAACCCAGCGAGAAAAGCAGGAGCUGAGAGAAGAGAUGCAAACCAAGUCUGUAAAACUGGAUGAGGCUCAGAAACAUCUGGAGGAAGUGCGGGUCAACAGGCAGCGAGCAGACCAGGAUGUAAUGGUGGCCCAGCGGAAGCUCCUGCAGGCCAGCUCCCACGUCAAACACUGGAACGUACAAAUGAACCGACUGAUGCAUCCCAUAGGACCAGGAGACAAACGGCCUGCGUUGGGAUGUCCCGUCGUACCCGCUCCGAGGACCUCGUUGGCAGCACAGAAGGAUGGAGGGGUUAGACAGCGGGUAAGAGCUGAAGACAAGGGCAAUGCCAAUGAGCACGGCAAAGAAAAUCUACAUAAAUCAUUGUUGAACUGUCCCUCAAACCCGGAAAUGAAGAGUACGGCUUUAAAUGGACAAGUGAAGAGGGAUUCGGUGGAAAUGAAACCCGCCGAGGAGAAUUCGCCCACAGAGGAGCCCCAGGAGAGCCCGACAGAGGAGGCCGUGCGGUAGUUUGGGAAACGCCAUAAAAUCACAGCCCAUCACUUUGUGUCAGACAGCCAUCAUUACACCACCAAGAGCAGAGCCAUCACAGUGACCAGCAAAACGAGAGAAGAAGGAAUUGCAAGGCCACCAGCCAGUAUCGAGAACGCCACAAAAUAGAAGCAAACUGUGCGAGGAAGUAAAAGAGGUUAUUGUUCACGUGCUGCACAGCACAGUAGGUUUGUGAGGACCUGAGGAUUAAAUGAGAAACCUGAACUUGAUCGACCAGCAAGAAUUGGUUGAACCCAUCCAAUUCACGGCAACUCGGCAAAUUCACUGGAUACACGAGAUACAUCAGACGUGUUUGGAGUUUGCGUGAGAUUUGGAACUCUAGGUUUACGAGGUUGACGCAAGUGCAGGGCUGGAACAUAUCCCUGAGCUGGUGUGUGUCAGAGAUUGUACGAAAUGUGGGACCUGCUCUUCUGUACUGACUUGUACCAAGAGUUUGUGGGGAGACGGAUGAAGAUGGAUACAGCUUAGUAUCAAUGCUUUCCUCCAAUUUGUAAUUAAAACACUGCUUCGUUUCUCUCUGCUUUGAGGAUAAAAGGUCCCUUUUUUUGGCUAGAGUCCCAAAUGUUUUAAUUCAUCUCAAGUUUGCUAUUGUUAAUGCUGCCGUUUUGUACAAUUUUUUAAAAAAACAUUAGUUCAGGUACUGCCACAGAAUUUGUUUUGUAAGUAACCAAAGCUUGAUUGAAAAUAACUGAUUUUAGGAAUGUCUUUAUUCAAAUGUCGUUCAUCUUCGGAAAAAUUAUGUAUGUAAGACUGGCCUUGUUUCUUAAUUGAUGUAACCUUGCCUUACGAUGAUAUACCCAACUUGUUGAUGUCAUUUAAAAUGGUUCUGAUUCCACUCACUUUCAAUAUAUCUACACUUGUCAAAUAAGUCAGUGACUACUUGACCAACAGGACUGUGCUUAUAACUCUCCCUGUUAUUAUUGUGAUACAAAUAUCUUUAAAAUCACCUAUAAGAGAUCAUUCCAAUAAAAUUGUACAGUAUUUUACAAGC
Molecule: messenger RNA, 3014 nt
Organism: Callorhinchus milii (elephant shark)
Lineage: Eukaryota; Metazoa; Chordata; Chondrichthyes; Chimaeriformes; Callorhinchidae
Product: DEF6 guanine nucleotide exchange factor
Exons: 12
Coding region: 26-1981 (651 amino acids)
Cellular component (GO): cytoplasm; nucleus
Source: RefSeq, a predicted model, not a curated record